Molecule: messenger RNA, 2716 nt
Organism: Sceloporus undulatus (fence lizard)
Lineage: Eukaryota; Metazoa; Chordata; Lepidosauria; Squamata; Phrynosomatidae
Gene: RFLNA
Product: refilin A
Exons: 4
Coding region: 306-968 (220 amino acids)
Biological process (GO): actin filament bundle organization; negative regulation of bone mineralization involved in bone maturation; skeletal system morphogenesis
Cellular component (GO): actin filament bundle
Molecular function (GO): filamin binding
Source: RefSeq, a predicted model, not a curated record
GACGGCUCCAAGGAGGCGGAGGAGCAGCAGCAGCAGCAGCCGCCGCCGAGCACCAGCCCCCCGACGCCUGCCUGCCUUCUCUUCCCCGGAACGGAGGGGGCACCGCGACCAAAGCCCUCAAGGAGCCACCGAAAGGGGCCAGCUGGAGCAUCACAGGCCACCCCUGACUUACAAGGAGCACUGGAAGCGCCAGGAGGCUGACCUGAGAGCCCUCUGCAUGUGCCACCUCCAUUUGCCUCCCUGCAGGAGGAGGUGGGUUUCCCUCAGCUUGGCAGCCCUUGCCCUUGCCUCCUUCCCCACCAGUCAUGGUGGGGCACCUGCAGUUGCAAGGAAUGGAAGACAGUCUCAAAGAGAAGAACCGGGAAGGUCUCCUCGAUAGCCCGGAUUCAGGGCUGCCCCCCAGUCCCAGCCCACCCUUCUAUUCGUUGUCUCCAGGCCUCCUUGAAAGCAGAGCUGGAGGCAGCAGCUCUUCCGCCGAUAUCCUGGCACAAGGGCCACGAAAGGAUGGCAAGGAGGGCAAACUGAUCCCUUUCGUUCUUCUGAAUGCCUCGACAUCAGAAAUAAGGCCGCGGAUGUACCCUGUGUUUUUUGGUGAAAGCAUAGAGGUCAACCCUGAACCGGUGCAAGAAAUUAGGUGCAACUCUGAGGUAAAAUAUGGCUCGGAUAGGCAUUACAGGGAUGAUGUCUUCUAUUGCCCGAUGCCCACUGUCACCACUUACAGAGAGACCAUCAUUGCUGCCCCCAACUGCACAUGGAGAAAUUACAAGUCUCAGCUCAUCUUUGAGCCCCGCCAGAAGCCGUUGAGGUUCCAGAGUACAACUAUAAUCUUCCCCAAGCAUGCUAAGAACAUUUACCGGACCACGCUCAAUUACAGGCUGGGUUCUGCCAAAAGGUGGUUUGCCUCAAGUGUUCAGCUGCAGCUUUGUGAAGAGAACAGCCCAUGCAUUAUCUACACAGAGAACCUUUAAUAUAAUAUUGUGCUUUCUGAGAACGCUUUAAUUCCAACAUCAGUGUAUGGCUGAGAUCCUCACUGGAGGAAGAUGCCUUUUAAGACUUAUCUGCUUUUACCUGAGGGCGUUCAUUGAAUGGCACCAGAGUUAUUAAUCCCCCCCCCCCCCCGCAGUGUUGGAUCGACACCGUACAAGCAUUUUCCCUGUCCAAGAAGCAGCCAAAGGAGAUAGCCACAUGUGUGAAGUGGCUAAAACUGAGUGUUGAUACUUUUCAGUCUUGGAUUCAGCCUGCACUUAAAUGAAAUCUGAACAAUGAGGCCCUUCAAGUUUUUUAUUUGCCCUUCAAAAACAAUCAGUGCUGCUUUUUAUAGGUUGGGGAAGGGUUCUCUGUAACAUGUAGGAUGUUGCCAAGCAUUUUCUUGGAAAAGACAAUUAAGUUAAAGAACACCGUCUACUGUUUGGAACUGAGUUUGUGGUUUGUGACAGGCAAGUCAUUGCCAUAAUUUUAUCCCGCAAGCCCAGCACAAUGGCCAUGUGCCAUUGUUUUGGUUGAUCCAUAUAAUGGCCACUGAAAGGAAAAUGAAAAGGCAAAUGGCAGCUUUUUUGGUGUGCCACAGUAACGUGGAAUUCCCAAAACACUGUGAAGGAGCCAUUUCUGGAAGCCAGGCAUUUACAAUGCCUUGGCCAAUAACUGCAUUUAUAAAGGAAGCCAAGGAGAAGAUUCUUUUGGACAUGGCUACCUUCUAGAGUAGAAGAUAACUCCCCAGGUUUAGUUUAAUGUUGAUGUGUUGGGAAAGAGUUUACAUAUGAACUCAUUCCUGCAGGAGUUGUUUUUUAAAAACCAAUCAUUGUAAAAAAUAGUUUUAAAAAACAACAACAAUGAUGUCUCGGGACCAAAAGCCUUUUGUAUGUUCUGUAAUAAAGGACUGUAAAUCUCAGGCCAAGAGUUCCCACAUGGGAAGCUUGGCUCCCCUUGGGGUUAUAAGGUGGAAAAAUGGCAUUUGUUUGGAUUUGGAAGAUGACAAAUGUAGGAAAGGCAACGUAAAUCGAUGGGGCCAGAAGUGACUUUGUGAAGAUCGAAUGAAGGGAAGGGACUUGUACAUGGCAGCCUGGUUGUGUGAGUUGUGGCACAAUGAAGCGAAAUUCCGCAUGGAAUAUGCAACAGCGAUUCAGUCGAUGUUAUACUUAACUGCCUUUAAAAUUUGUUCUUUUGAGUGGGGGAAAAGGAACACAAUUAAACCAGUUGUACAUCUGAUGUGCAACUACUAUUUGUUUUCCGUUAUGCUGUUUAGAAAGAUUGCUUUUUUCAGUAGAGAGCGACAUGCCUAUGGUUGUCUCAAAACACUACCUUGUUCAGUGAUGGGAAAUGUAGUCUGGGCCAAUUUUUCUUUUUCUUUCGUGCGAGAGAGAUUCUGUCAGAUCUCUACCAAAAACUAGAAAAUGCCACAUUCUGGUACGGCUUUGAAAUUCAUGGGUUCGGGAUAAAUAUGUCUUUGGAUUCAGUUCUGUGUCAAGGAUGUAGACAUGCGUAGCACAUUUAAGAACAGAGAAUGGUUGUCGUUGGGUAAACACAAGCAAAUAAUUACGAACAGUUACUUAACACAGAGAGAAUACAGAUAACUAUUUACUAUGUAGUAAUGUACCAUUGCAUACAUGUAACCAUGAAGAAGAUCAGUCACCUGAAGCCAAACACUUAGGGCCCAUACAGACAGGCCAAAAUAAAGCUGCCUCGGGUCACUUUGGAGGUAUGCUGUUUAAAUGUGCAU